AUGGACCCUUCCGGCUUAGAACGCUUCUUCAGCCGCCAGUGGAAAAUAACCGUCGAGCAGUGCGAGAAAUCAUUCCAACCAGAAUACUUGGAACAGGUACAGUUGAUGGCAUCAUGGAAUUCAAUGCAGGAACAUGCGUUGGAACCGGCGGGCAUUCCAUAUGAGAUUGCUUCAAUCAAACCAACGCUCAAUCACCUCUAUGAAUUUACACGGAUCUUCGAAACCCAGCUGGCCCCAGGACUCCAAGCGGAUUUUUUCUGGGGCAUCACUGGCGUCCUACUGAAGCUCACUGCCCAAGACCCGCAGGCGCUCUCCAGAAUUCCACGGAUGCUGAAGUCUCUUGGAUAUAAGGCGGAGGCUUUCGCGGGCUACUAUGCCGCGUGCAGGAACAAACCGGAGCAAAUAAAGGAAGCUUGUUUCGACAUUCAGAUUCAGCUGGUCGAAUUCACCACGAACGCGGUAAAGUCCAUGCGUGGCGAGGAGGAGACGUCUUAUGAUAGGCGAGGCGAACGCUAUCAUCAUGAAUGUCAAGAGGACCCAUGGCUGCUACUUCAGCGUCGAUUCACUUCUAGGAACCAGGAGCUCACUGAAACGGUAGCGCGAGUGGAAAAGCUGAUUGCUACACGUCCCUCGGGCGGAGAUCACCACAGCUCUUUGGAUGCGACAACAGUUACGCCGCAAUUUCGUUGUACGAUACUCCCAUCUAAAAGGACCCCCCGGUUUCUCGACAGAGUUGAGACUUUUGAGAAGAUAGAUCAGGUCCUAGGACGGAUAGGAUCAAACACGCCUUUCCGAGCGCCUGAAGUUACCGGGAGCGCAACCCAACUUGCACAGCGAGAACUUGAUUCUUGUCCAGAACUGGUUCCAGUCGACUGUCAUGGAAAGGCAAUUAUCACCACUCGCAACCAUUCAUUAGUAUAUGAUCCCGCCACAUACGGCUUGGAAAUAACCUCAUGGGACGCACAGACGGGCUCCGAGUUUCUGCUCUUCCUGUUGAAAGGCAACAUCGGCAGUGAUAUCCACGCGGAGGGUGAUUCUGCAAUUGAACUUUCUCGAAAACUGGGUGGUCAUGCCUUGGCUCUCUCGCACAUGGCCGGGCUGAUCCAUCGCCGAUCUUGGUCUAUUGCUGAAUUCAUGCGGAUCUAUUCGAAGAAUCCCAGACGGGCUCACCAAUCUGAGCUACAGGCUGUGUGGGAUCUCUCCUUUGCCACUCUGGGGCAGGAUAGCCGGGUGUUCCUAGGAGUUGCGUCAUUCUUAGUAUCUGAGAAUAUUCCACAGCUUCUCUUUGACGUUGGAGGAGACAGCGAUCUUCCAGAAGAUCUCGCCUUUUGUACCGACGAGUUCAGUUUCUCCGAGGCAACAGAACCCCUCCUGACCCUUGCGUUGAUCAAACGCGACAAAGAUGCUCGCGUGUUCUCUUGCCAUCGGAUGGUGCAGACUCAAUUUCGAUAUUUCCUCUUUCUUGACGAGAGACAGCAGGCUUUCGCCAACGCAACUGCGCUGGUCCACCGCGCAUUUCCCAAGCAGUCCGAUUGGACUAACCAGAACCAGCUGUAUCAGGAAUGGACCCAGUGCAACAGCUGCCUUCAACAUGUGCUCAGUCCUGUGGAUAAAUUCAAGGAAGAGCGGAAAGCCACGAAGAAUUUCAAGGCACCGUCGCUAUUCUGUCGUGACCGAUACAGAUGUCUCUACGAGAUCAACGCACUCAGGGAUCUUGAGGAUGUGUGUGAGGUGGAUAUGCUGGCUGUGGAAGCACUCGAGGAUAAAGAAAAGGCCAUUGAUAUCGCCGCUUGGACGCUAUCGCUUCAGGCAAGUAUGUACGAGAACACGGGAAAGGUACAAAAGGCCAUUGAGCUCAAUACCAAGGGUUACCAAAUGCGACUAGAAGAAAAGCCCUUGAAAGGCGGUCUUCUCGGUGGAUUUGAGCAAAACUUGGCUUACAACUAUAACACGGCCAAUGAUCAUGAGAUGGCAUUGACUUGGUUUGAAAAGUCGAGGGAUACAUGGAUUGCUUGGAACGUCAAGGAGGGGCGAGGUGCUGUUUGGCCAACGGUGACAAAGAAGAAUACAGCCCGGUGUCUUGUGUAUCUCGGUCAAUACGACAAGGCGCAAGAAUUGCUCGACAUUGCAAUCGCUGAGUUCAAGCAGGAAAAGCCGCUUAAUUGGGCAAUGCUGGCUUACGCAUACUUCGCCUUGGGGCUGCUGGAGCGCCGAAGAAAUAGGCUUGAAGCAGCAGAAGCAAGUUUUAUCGAGGCCCAGAAUUUGUGGCUGAAAGGGGACCAGACGAGGUUACACCCGUUCAACGCCGGAUGCUUAUACAAGACGGGAGUGGUAUGUCUUGAUCAGGGGAAAGUGGGGGCAGCUGUUAAACAUCUGCGCGAAUCUCUCGAGAUUACCAAGUUCCAUGUCGACAUGAUGCCUGUCGAGCAUGCGCGGGGCCUUUUCAAGCUGUCGGAAGCCUUACUACAUGAUUCGUAUCAUAACGACGACCAGGCGAGGGCGUUGCGGGACGAAGCGGGCCUGUAUCUAUUAAGGAGGGACCCACAGGUGGUAGAGUUUGGAAAGGAAGAGUCUUAUGACCAGUGGGUGCCCAUCUUCUGGCGAUGA
This is a messenger RNA of Aspergillus terreus NIH2624, 2607 nucleotides long. RefSeq lists its product as uncharacterized. Lineage: Eukaryota; Fungi; Ascomycota; Eurotiomycetes; Eurotiales; Aspergillaceae. The transcript has 9 exons. Bases 1 to 2607 code for a protein of 868 amino acids. Gene Ontology annotation, molecular function: protein binding. The record is from RefSeq and is a predicted model, not a curated record.